Postia placenta MAD-698-R-SB12 is the source of this 372-nucleotide messenger RNA. RefSeq lists its product as hypothetical. NCBI's taxonomy places the organism in Eukaryota, Fungi, Basidiomycota, Agaricomycetes, Polyporales, Adustoporiaceae. The record is from RefSeq and is a predicted model, not a curated record. The coding region runs from base 1 to 372 and encodes 123 amino acids. The transcript is spliced from 4 exons.
AUGGCACAGCCUACGGAUGGCUAUGUACGAUCUAUAAAGGCAGGGUGCAGUUUCGAGCGACUUGCAGUGUGCUCAUACGAAAGUGCCGGUCGUGUUCUUCCAUUUGAAAGCACUGGGGGUAUUAUGAUACAUCCGGAUCGUAUCCCGAGGAUACAGCACCCUGAGGCUCGACAUAAGGUGUCAAAGGUUCAGACGAAGCGAAAGCCUAUUGAGACGACUGACUCCUACCCGCCGCUGACAGAGCUACAGUUCGGUACCGAUGCAAUCCGGAUUGGUUACUUCCCUGGUAACUCGGGAAAUUGGCUCACGACCUCAAAUACUGUGUGGGACGGAAGGGCGCCGCCAGUAGAUCGUAAUCAGCCACCGAUGUAG